This is a messenger RNA of Telopea speciosissima, 501 nucleotides long. RefSeq lists its product as uncharacterized. The record is from RefSeq and is a predicted model, not a curated record. The coding region runs from base 1 to 501 and encodes 166 amino acids. The transcript is spliced from 2 exons. NCBI's taxonomy places the organism in Eukaryota, Viridiplantae, Streptophyta, Magnoliopsida, Proteales, Proteaceae. Gene Ontology annotation, molecular function: nucleic acid binding; RNA-DNA hybrid ribonuclease activity.
AUGGUCUUUGGAAGCAGAUCUUGGACAGGGGAGGAAGUUGUAAAAACAGCCCAAAAAGCUUGUGGUGAGUUCUUGGAUGCUUGCAACAACCAAGCCUCUUCUCGGACUGUUUCUGUGCUUGUCUCCAACCCUCUCUCCUUUGAUGAUGUUGUGAUUGGAGAGGCCUUGGCUAUUCGAGAGGGUCUGUUGGAGGCGAUUUCUGAGGGUACUCUCUCGGUCAUGGUAGAGAGUGAUAGUUUGCAGGUCAUUUCUUAUCUCCAGGACCCGUUGAAGCCGGCUGAUUUGAAGGUGGCACCGAUCCUGGAAGAUAUUAGGCACAUCGUGUCUUAUUUGGAUGUUUGUAGUUUUGUCUUUAUUUCAAGGGCUGCUAACUCUAUUGCAGAUUCCCUUGCCAGGAGGGCCCUAUCUGUUUCGGGAAGGAUGGUUUGGCCCAUUUCUGAUCCCUGGUUAGCUGAGGUUACUGUCUCAGACACCAGGAGUUCCUCCCGUUCUCUUCAAUAA